Messenger RNA from Caenorhabditis bovis, 2418 nucleotides. Lineage: Eukaryota; Metazoa; Nematoda; Chromadorea; Rhabditida; Rhabditidae. The record is from the annotation of a GenBank genome assembly.
AUGAAUCGCAUUGUGCGCGCACUAGCAAGACUAAAUGUUAAACGCAAUUUCAAUCGUGUUUCUUUGCUCCAACGUCUCGAAGAUCAUCCAUAUAUAUUCGACGGCAAUGUUCAAGAUAUUCCGCAAAGUUCGUCACGUCAAUUAUCGCCAUAUUUUAAUUUGAGCGAAUACGAGCGCAACCGCCUACUAGAUGUCAUAAAUGGAAGCCAUUUGGCACCUUCCGCGUCGCCAGUUAAACACGAUGUUGUGAAGGUGCCAUCACCACCGCAGACGGGUCCACAUCAGCAACAGCUUCAACAGCAACAUCCACAGCAGCAUCAUCAACAGCCUCAACCGCCGCCGCCGCCGCCGCCGCAGCAUCAUCAUCACCACCAUCAACCGCACCAACCGCAACAUCAGCAUCCGCAGCAACAGCAUUCACAUCAGGAGCAACACCAACCACCACAUCAGCUGGAAAUGCCGCCGACACAACGACAUCUGUCUCCAACUCUGAUGCCACCGAUGACUUCGGCUGAAUCAUUCUCAAGUGAGUUCAUGUAUUCGCUGUCAUCGAUCAAACCGGAAUCGUCGAAUUCGGAGGCGUCGUCGUCGUUCGAUUGCACAAUCAAUUCGGUGGCUCACGCGCAAAUCGACGACAUGUUUUCAACGCCGGACAAUCCGAGCGGCAGCAAUGGUAGCAGUUCCGGCGGUAGCGGUCGUCAAAUCAUGCGGCGGAAAGGUUCGCGGCGUAGCGAAUCGUGCAAAGCCAACUGCAAAAUUUGCGGACACGAUGUGAUGUAUUCGCCGCAACGCACGUGGAAUCUCAUGCGACACGUUUGGAUAAUGCACCAGUCAACGAAGCCGAAUCAAUGCUCGAUGUGCGGCUAUGCGCAUAUCAAACCGUACGUGCGGAAACAUAUCGAAGCAAUGCAUAAGGACCAAAAUGCCACCAUAAUAGAUUUGAAAUCUCCCGAACUUGAAGCUGAAUGGAGUGCCUUACUUGAUCAAUGCUUUGGGGUAACCUAUCGAAAAUGGAAACAUCAUAAAGAGGAAGCGCAUCAAGCGAUGAACGGUUCCAAUUAUCGCAAUGAACACUUCACUUCAGAAGAUAUGCAGCAGAAGUUUGUUGUAGUUGAGGUGAGUAGUACGCCGACGACGAUGACAUUGGUCGAAUAUCUCGUGACGCACGGCUUCGACAAAUUCGCUGUGGUCACCGACCUGUGCGAUCAUCCAUCGCUAAAGUACAAAGACGGCUCGGCAAGUCCGGAAUCGCCAUCGACGACAGUCUCGACAGCAGCCCAACACACGCCGCCAAGAACCGCAAUCUCAACGCCGACAUCGAUGACGACUCCAGUGCCGCCAGCGACUAAGCCAAGAGCAUCAAUUGACUCAAUUGCCAAUGCGUUAUCGAAAAAAUCAUCUCCACCACAAACGACAGAGAAGAAUCAGGUCAAUGGUGGCACAAACCUGACGGCGCCACAAAUUAGCCAGAUGAAUCUCUCAUUGACUCGAUUACUAGAAGAGCAACAGAAAAUUUGCCAAGUGCGCAAAGAGCAAGAACGUCAGCAGGCUGAAAUUCAACGCAUCAUUUUAUCGCAAGCAAACUCAUUCAACACUUUUAACGGACUCGAAGCAUUCAUGAAUCAUGAGAAGUCGCGUGAGACUCCAGACUUCGAAACCAGCGAGACAAUUUCGAAAGCGAGCUCAGAAGAUUUGAAGACAGAACAAACCGACAACUCGGGAACCGGCUCAAACUUUGAAAACGAUUUUGGUCUUGGACCAUCGGAUGAGCAAGUUCGCGCUUCGAUGAUGCACCUUCUCAAUCCAGCGUUUGGAUCGGCGUUCGGUUUCAUCGACGAUUCAUUCUUGAACGCUGCUUCAAGUGCGACGAAUAACACGACACCGUCGGGAAAGCGAAAAAAUGCCGACGGAUCUGCUCCGGCGACGAAGAAGCAUCGCUGGCUGCCGGUUGAUGAGCUCGAGGAGAGUCGUUCGGCGAGAGGAAAGAAUUGCGGUCGUGUGCACUGCAAGGCCACCUACAAAUGCGCGUUGUGCGGUAAACCGACGACUUUGAACUCGACCGGUUCGAGGUGGAACCUUCUUCGCCACGUCAUUAUGAUCCAUUCGGACUGCAAACCAUACAAGUGCUGGGAUUGCGACUUCACCGGAAUAAAAUCGAACGUGAUCUCGCACGCGCGACAAUGUCGACAUCGCGCCGACGACGCGCACGAUAUAACGACCGAUGAGAUGCGCGCUGAAUGGAAUGCGCUUCUCCAUGAAUGCUUUCCGGAUUACGUCCGUGCCAAGGAACGCGGAUGGCAGCCGGAAGAGACCCCAAGCGUCAACGCUACACCGGAAAAGAAGAUCGAGCCAACGAUUCCGUCUCUUGCUGAUAUUCAAAAGCUCGCCGAGUGUCAAAACGUUAAGAUUGAAUGUUAG